This is a messenger RNA of Dothidotthia symphoricarpi CBS 119687, 1438 nucleotides long. RefSeq lists its product as uncharacterized. Bases 38 to 1267 code for a protein of 409 amino acids. The transcript has 2 exons. The record is from RefSeq and is a predicted model, not a curated record. NCBI's taxonomy places the organism in Eukaryota, Fungi, Ascomycota, Dothideomycetes, Pleosporales, Dothidotthiaceae.
GAAUGAAUCCUGUUCCACCAUCUCAUCCCCAACUGAAAUGAUGGUUGAUGUGCCCACCAACAUUUCGGUACCAGAAGGCGACUUGCAACAUAGAAUCGCGAUACUGGUCUCAAAAGUCUUCGAUCAGGCUGGACCGCAAUUUGAAGACCUUGGGGGCUCGCACAACAAAGUUCUAGCUUUCACAGUGCCGAGAUAUCGAGCCCGAGAUUCGGGUGUGUGGCUGGUUAACGGUCCCCAAACGGCUUAUAGUAACGGGCCAACACCGCCGAUUAUAGGUUCGGAUGCGUACGUUGUGCGAACCCCUGUUCCUCACAACUCGCAGAAGGUUGAUGUGAAGCGCAGCAUCGCCAAUCUAUAUGCUAUCGAGCCACACCUUGCACUUCCGAUACCCAGGGUACUCAAAUUUGAUUUGACCACAAACAAUCCCCUCGGACAGCCCUAUGUCAUUCAGCAUCGAUUGCGUGGAUAUUCGCUCGAAAAGCUGUGGGAAUAUCUGAAUCCGAAGCAAAUGGUAUCUGCCGUGAGGGAAAUCACGAAACUCGUUGAGAUGACGGCGGCUGUUGUUGCACCCGGCGCCGGACUGGUUCAAAGUGACAACUUUCCGACUACCAAAGCCUCUGUAUUUGAACUGGAAAAGUUUCCGAUCCCAUCUCUACGAGACGUCCAUCCAAUGGUUAACAAAACCAAUAAGGCUGCUACUGAACCAGCACUGCCACAGAUACCAAUAGAAUUUCUCAUAGAACAGUGUGACCGGUGGCGCGAAAUCGAACCAGACGCUUGUACUGGCAGCGAAGAAAAGACUUGGCGCAAGUUUAUCGCAAUCGCUCGGUCGCUCAACAUUGAUGGGUGGCUGGAUCUUACCUUCCACUUGGUUCACGGCGAAUUGGUCCCGAAAAACAUACUUGCGGUUGUCAAAGACUCAUCAUCUAUUGAAAUCACUGGUAUCGUAGGCUGGAGCUCGACAUACUUCGCGCCAAAGUUCGAGGUGUAUCGUGCUCCUUUCUGGGCAUGGGACGGCCAGGACGGUGAGACCAUCGACACCGACCCUCCAAACGCUGUUGAUGUCCCUUUGAAAAAAGCUUUUUGCAAGACGGCGUCGGAGGAAUACAUACGUUUCGCGUUCUCGCCUGAGGCUGCUAUUGCCAGACGAGUAUUCCGCGUUCUGAGAAAUGGUAUGCAAGGCAAGGAGCAACAGAGUUACGCGUAUGACGUGGUUGCGAAGUGGGAGACUUUGCACCCCGGGGAUAAUUUGGCCAAGUUUCGGUGAAAGUUUUGGUACUUUGAAGACACCAACAUUAGUUGUAUUUCGUUGACUGCGCGUAACAACUGAAGAUUCUUCCAGGGGCAUUAGAAUAUUAGGUAAAAGUAUAAGUAGUAAUCUCUGUCUUCAUUGUGUGUGUAUUUGACUGAGUCGAUAAUUUGAGUGGUAAGCAAGCUA